Molecule: messenger RNA, 1134 nt
Organism: Raphanus sativus (radish)
Lineage: Eukaryota; Viridiplantae; Streptophyta; Magnoliopsida; Brassicales; Brassicaceae
Product: protein LURP-one-related 15
Exons: 3
Coding region: 148-810 (220 amino acids)
Source: RefSeq, a predicted model, not a curated record
CUUUUUUUUUAAGUUGUCAAAAAGAAAAAAGUAGCUAAACUUAUCUUUUCGGCAUAUACUGGCGGCGAAAACAAAAGAGAGAGAGAGAGAGAGCAUAUACAAAACAAAAAAAAACACCCUAGCCAAAGUUGGAGAAGAAAGAAGAAAAUGGAGCAGUCUUAUGUGUAUGCUUACCCACCAGGCACGGCUCCACAGCCUCCACAAGGCGGUGGCAUCGCCGGAGUGAUAGUGGAUCCAAGGUUCUGUGCUCCGUAUCCCGUGGAUCUGGCGAUCGUGCGGAAGAUGAUGACGCUGACUGACGGUAACUUCGUUAUAACGGACGUUAACGGGAACUUGCUGUUCAAGGUGAAGGAGCCGGUGUUUGGUCUUCAUGACAAGAGGGUUUUAUUGGAUGGUUCUGGAUCUCCUGUCUUGACUUUGAGAGAGAAGAUGGUGAGCUUGCACGACAGGUGGCAAGUAUUUAGAGGAGGGAGUACGGAGCAGCGUGAUCUGCUGUACACGGUUAAGAGAUCGUCGAUGCUUCAGUUUAAGACCAAACUCGAUGUGUUUUUGAGUCACAAUAAGGAUGAGAAGAGAUGUGAUUUUAGGGUCAAAGGGAGCUGGUUCGAGCGCUCUUGUGUCGUCUAUGCCGGCGAAUCUGACGCCAUCGUUGCCCAAAUGCACAAGAAGCACACGGUGCAGAGCGUAUUCUUGGGAAAAGACAAUUUCUCGGUGACUGUUUAUCCAAACGUGGACUAUGCCUUCAUUGCCUCUCUCGUCGUCAUUCUCGAUGAUGUUAACCGAGAAGACCGUGCCGCAGGCAGCAGCUGAUCAGAUCAGACGUGUGUGUGUUGUGUGUGUGUGUGUGUGUGUGUGUGUGUGUGUGAGAGAGAGAGAGAGAGAGAGAGAGAGAGAGAGAGAGAGAGAGAGAGAGAGAGAGAGAGAGAGAGAGAGAGAGAGAGAGAGAGAGAGAGAGAGAGAGAGAGAGAGAGAGAGAGAGAGAGCUUGCUCGCUCGCUUGCUCACUUAUUAGUUAUGCUUUUGGCUUUGUAUUGUACCUAUAUUCUCUAAACUUUGCACUUUGGAAGGUGGACUUGUUCUUUGUGUGAUCUAUCCAGUUGUAAAAUAAUACAAAUGUAAGUAUCGUUAGCCGUCA